Molecule: messenger RNA, 8167 nt
Organism: Parasteatoda tepidariorum (common house spider)
Lineage: Eukaryota; Metazoa; Arthropoda; Arachnida; Araneae; Theridiidae
Gene: Dp
Product: transcription factor Dp
Biological process (GO): regulation of cell cycle; regulation of transcription by RNA polymerase II
Cellular component (GO): transcription regulator complex; nucleus
Molecular function (GO): RNA polymerase II transcription regulatory region sequence-specific DNA binding; DNA-binding transcription factor activity, RNA polymerase II-specific
Source: RefSeq, a predicted model, not a curated record
UCAGAAGCAUUUUAAAUUUGAAAUUAAGUAUUAAUUACCACACUUGACAUUUAAUUAAGACGUUAUCUAUUAAAAACUUUCUAAUGUUUAGGUAAUUUUUAAUACACGCAUGUCACAUGAAGUGGAUUCAACCAAUCAAAUUGUGUGUUCUGCUACCACCGCCAAGCUCGUUUGCGGAAAGCGAAUCGUACGCAAGCUGCCCGAUUCUCAUUUCGGAUCGAAAUUAGCGAGGAUGAACGCAAGGAACUUGAUUAUACACCGAAAAAGUCCACUACUUUUCUGACAUGUAGCAUUCAUUUCCAGUUAAAAUCAUCGAAUUAAAUUUUAUGUUUAUUUUUAGAUUAUAUGUUAAUAAAUUGAUAUUUUACGAAAGUUUUAAGAUAUAUUAAAUAUUUAUUUUAAAUACACAUGUUUUAAAUAACAAUUGUUAGGUCGCCAUCUUGAUGUGAUUGAUUUAUAAAAGUAUUUUAUAAUUAGCUGCAGAAUUAUUUGCAGUUUAUUAUAGGCGAGAAAUUUUACUUAUAUAUCGUAGAAUAUGUCAUAUUAAAUAUGUUUUAGAAUUUUGCGAAGUAACUACUUUUUUUUGCUCUUCUCGUAAGUCGACCUCAUAUAUGGCCCAAACUUCAACAUCCUUGAUGAAUUUUUGGGAUUUAGAAGUUAAAAACUGUACUGUCAGUUCUCCUAACAAAACCAUGGAGCAAAAGAGUCAAAAUAUGUCUCCUGUAAAAGCUGGACUUAUCAAGUAUUAUCAGAGGCAUGGAUUAGAAGGCAUUGCCAAAGAAGUUGGUAUUAUACAACCAAAUGGAGAAAUAAUUGGAAGUAAGCUAACUACUCAACCAAAAGAAUUAAGAGUAUUGUCAAGUUUUUUUCAAAAGUGGAAAGAAGAAAAAACAGCAGCUAUAGCAGCACAAAUAAUAACAUUGCCUGUUGCUAGUACUCCUGCUACAAUUACUAUGUCACCUUACAAAGUAGAACCGUCAAUUUUGCCAAAACCUGUGCAUCUAACUAAUUCUCCUGUGAUUUUAAGUACCCCUCAACGAGUUGUUGCAAGCGUUAUAAAUAGCACCCGCACCCCACAACAACUGCUACCUGCUCCAGAACAUCCCAUGGCAUGGUCUGGGAAACGUCCUCAUGAUUUCACAGAAGAAUACCAUGAAAGUAAACGUUGUAAAAAAGGAGAAAAGGGAGGUAAAGGUCUUCGUCACUUUUCCAUGAAAGUUUGUGAAAAAGUUAGAAAAAAAGGAACAACUUCGUAUAAUGAAGUUGCUGAUGAAUUGGUAGCAGAGUUUUCCGAUCCGCACCGUCAUCUUUGUGCGACAGACCAGGCUUACGAUCAGAAGAACAUUCGACGCAGAGUUUAUGAUGCAUUAAAUGUUCUAAUGGCAAUGAAUAUUAUAUCAAAGGAAAAGAAAGAAAUUAAAUGGCUAGGACUUCCUACUAAUUCUGCUCAGGAAUACCAAAAUUUAGAAAAAGAGAAAUUAAAAAGAAUUGAAAAAAUCAGACAAAAAACUCAGCAUCUACAAGAUUUAAUUGUUCAACAAAUCAGCUUAAGAAAUUUAACUUCUAGAAAUAAAGGAGUUCGACAGCAAAUGAAAGGCCCACCAUCAACGAAUAAAAUCCAUUUACCGUUUAUUUUAUUAAAUACACAUAAAGAUACAGUGAUUGAUUGUAGCAUAUCUAGUGAUAAGAAAGAAUACAAGUUUUGCUUUAGUGACAUAUUCCAAAUUAGUGAUGAUUCAGAAGUUAUGAAAAAAAUGGGCUUAGAUUGUGGCUUAGAUAAAGGCAUAAGCACUCCUGAGCAAGUCAGCAAAGCUAAAGGUUUAGUUCCUAAAGCUUUACAGCCAUAUAUCUCAUUGAUGUCUCAGGGAAAAAGCGAUUUACCCCCAGGUAUGGUUAGUGAUGGAAAUGGUGUUAAAAUCGAAAGUGUAUAUUUGAAUGAUUCUGCAAAUUACUCCUACUGUGACUUGCAAGAAGCAUCUUCUUCAUCUUCGGGACCUGGAUCUGAAUAUGUUGAUAUAGAAAAUACUCAAAGUAGUAUGAAGUCUGUAUUAUCUCGUCAGUCCAGUGUUGGCUCUCUGUCUGAUUUACCCUCUCGCCCAGGUACAAGCACUCCAUCUGAAGAUUUCUCUGAUUGUGAAUCGGAAUCUAUGGAUGGGGACGAGUCUAACUGAAGUUUGAAUCUUCGAAGAAUGUUUGAGUUUUAUUUGUUUUGUUAAAGAAAUCUUUUGUCAUAUCAGUUUUGAUCUGGGGGAAAAUCUUAUAGUGUGUUACUUAAAAAUGAAAAAGAUAUAACACUUGUGAUCUUUUUUUUUUUGUUUUUUAACAUUUCCCUGUGGACAGAAUACUGUGUACCUGAAGUGCUCUGAAUACAUACUCUGACUAUGCCUUUCUCUAACUAUCUGGGCAAGUUGACCACUUGUCCCUUGUGAUCAAGCCUCCUUCCAUCCAGUACUGUUCUUUAUUUCACUUUAUUACAUGACUGGAAAUAUACAAAAAAACGUCAUAAGGAACUGUUAAUGGAUGUUGGAAUUCCAUAUGUGUGUUGUGCUGUCUUACCAUCUCUAGAUUGUUUGCAAUUUGAAGAGGGUUCUUUGUUUUUGGUCUGUUUUAAAAGAAACCAUGAGCAACAUUCUUGUACAGGUCACUCUAAAUGUGACAUUUUUCUUUCCCUCCUGCGAGGUGUGCUGAUGAAAAAUAUAUUUGUGCUAAGCAAAUUUGAAAUGAGAUAUAGGAACUACGCCAUUCUUACCAAGAGUACACGCACAAGUCUUGUAUUAAUAAAAAAUUAUGAAAUUACCCAAAUAUUUUUCAUUACAUUUCUCCCCUUUUUCUCUGCACCGCAUAGUCAGUGUUAGCUCAAUAAAUAAAUUUGAUUGCAGUGGUAUUUCUAAAAUCCAUGAUCAAUCACCUAUCACUUUAUCCAUUGUUAAUUUAUCACAUUUCUGUUAAAUGAUUGUUCAACGACCGCUGCCGUCUUUUAAGUAAAACACUUCUCAUUAUUUAUUUUAUUAAUAGGAAUACUUUUAUUACUGUUAUUAGAAGAGAUUUGAUAGCCUAAUAAUAGCUAAAUUAUGAUUAGGGCAUACAAGUGCUUAUUUUAAAGAGUAUUUUUAAAACAAUUCUAACCAUGCAAAUCUAAAUAAGUUGGGAAUGAAACUGGCAUCAAUUUUAAUACAAAUAUUUUUUAUAAAAUCAUUGUUUUUUAAAAUAUUGAAAAAGAAAAAUUAUGAUUAAAAUUUAUUAGUGCUUGAAGUGUAUUUAUAUUAAAAAACUAAAAGCUUUAGGAUACAUAAAUGUGUGUUAAAUAAAAGUAAAUUUGAUUUAUAAAAUAAUAAAAUGAUAAAGUAAAAUGCAGUUAUUAACUAAAUUAUUUUAAAAGGGUUACUAUCAAUAAUACUAAUUGAGCGUCACAAAAAUAAAAACAAUAGUGAUAUUUUGAUUAUAUGCCCUGCCAGAAAAUGUAAGUAGUUUUAUAAUUGAUGAGAGGAUUACAUUAGUUUUAUAAUUUUACUGAUAUUUAUUCACUAAUCCAUUAUAAAAACCCUAGAGUAAGUGCUACUUAGCUCAGCAAAGUUAUUUAGCUUUCACAAAGUUAUCAAUAAUUGCAAUUUUGAAAAGAAGAAAAACAACAAAGAAUGUGCAAUAUAACAAAGGAUAAUUAAACUAGAUUUUUAUAGCUGACAUUUGAUACAUUAAAAAAAGCUUCUCUGACAAAUUUUUACCAUUGUUAAAUAUUUGAUAGUAUACAAAUAACCUCCCAACAAUAAUGUGACAAAAUAUAAUUGUAAUUAAGAUAAUGAUAUUGCUUAGUUUCUUCUGUUAUUAAAAUAAGUCUCUUCUAAUUGCAGUCACUUUCUUUUGAAUUAUCUCAAAUUUUUUCCUUACAAUAUGAAAUUGCAAAUAGUAUACAUCAACUGUAUUUUAAGAACUUAUUUAAUGAAAAUGAUUUAUUUUAAUUUCGUUUAAAUUGUUUUCAGGAAGUGUACAUUCUAAAAUUUCAGUGUUAUCUUAAAAGAUGGUUGCUGGUCUUGUUCAAUAUGUCAUAUUUUGUUUUAUUUGUAAAUAAAAUUUUGUUAAAAUGAUUUCCAUAUGGAAAUAUUAAUUUAUCGAGAGCUUAAGAAGCAGUUUUGAAAAAUCCAAACUUUUCUUUCUAUAAAUACACCACUUUCUUUCAAACAUGCUGUGUGAUGUCCACCUAUUUCAGAAAAACAUUUCCCUUACAACUUAUGCAAUAAUAAUUUUGCUCUGGCUGACUGUUGUUUAAAAUACAUUGAAGUAAAGCUAUUUAUCUUAAAAUAUUAAUUCCACUUAUUUUCUUACACAAGACUUAUUUUCCUUCCAAUUUAUAAAUAUUAUUUAAAUUUGUUGUUUGUCUAAUAUAUCCUGUGCCAAACAAGCCUGUUUUUAGUACAACUAAAUGAAGUAGGAUGUAAAUUGUGUAUUACUGCAGACUCAUGAUAGCCACUAAAAUUUAUACCUGUUCACCAUGUUAAAUCUAUUCUCGUACUUUCUAAAAUUAUUAUCAAAAGCUUUUACAAAUGAAUCUUGUUGAGACUAUUUCUGAAACUGACCUAAACACAAUUCAUGAUAGCUCGAAUCUGACAGUAUCUGAAAAAGACUGUUUCAGCUUUUAACCGGAAGUGAAAUAAUUAGGUAAUCUAAUAAUUUGUAAUGCUGAGAGAAUUUAAAGCAGAAUAUAGUUUGGAUAGGCAUAACUAAUCCUUUUUUUCAUGAGUUUAUAUUCUUUUAGGUUUUUCCUUUUUAAUAAAGGAUUUGUAGAACAAUGUCUCACUUGACUGCUAUAUCUUCCGUCAAUGAUAGAGUUUAUUUUAUCCUUCCUUAAUAAAAUUAGUUAUCUUCUAUGUUGAACACUCAGAGGAAAAUUUCUUGCACGUGUGAUCAGCAGCAGAAUUGGCGUAAUUCUCAUUUAUGUAAUAUCCAUUUCCAAAACAAAGACAAUUCUUUCAAAAUAAUAGUCAAUGUAACACCAUUUAUUUCAUACUCAACUAACCUUUUUCUUAUACAUUGACUCAACUUUUUUAUUUUUGCAUCAAUUUUGGCUUGUAAGACAGAUUGAUUUUUGUUACAUUGAGUGCAUAAUGAUUGUUUUUUUAUGCAGUUAAAAUUCCAUCUAGCUCUUGCCUCAUUGAAUCAAUGGUCUGGCAUCGAGUCUAUUGUGCUAAAAUCGCAAAAAAAUAAUAAUAAUAAUAAUUCUCUUUGAUGGUAGCAAAAAAAGCUUUAAAAAUAUACUGAAAAAUAGUUAAUAAAUGAGUUAAAUUACUAAUCAAAUAAUUGGACUUCAAGUUAUCACAAAUCGACUUUAUUAAAACUUACUGAGUUUUUCAGUAAGAAAAAAUAUUCCAAAGGAGUUAACACUGUGACACAUUUUAACUCUCAAAAGCUUGUGUCUUAAAAUAAUUAAUUCCUUUGAAUUUUUUUAUUUUGAAAUAUUUUCUCCUACAAUUAGAUCAAAAUGGCUGUCAUGAAUAUUCUCUACAGAACAAACAAAAGUAAAUAAAUAUUUUUCUUUUAUAAAAAAGAUAUAAAAAAAAUUUAGUCUAAAAUUAUUAGUUAUGGUAUUUUACUCCUGUCACUUUAAUGCACUACUAUAAGUAAAAUUUUAUCUGAAAUAUUUUUCUCUAUUGCUUAUUUUUUCACAAAUUAUUAAAAAUAUAGAAAAUAAGUCUGUGGAAAUUUAGCAAAUUUUUAUAUUUGGACAUAUUUGCUAAGAUUUUUAUAAUGAAAUUACUAGUCUCUUAAAAACUUAUGCUUUUACGGGUUAAGACAGAAAUAUAAUUUGUGUUCACUUCUAAAAUUUGUUAAUUAUACUCUAAAAAUACAUUGUUUUUUAUUAUUAUUUUUAGUAUUUUAAAAAUUGUACAGAGCAUUGUAUCUUAAUGUUAAAGAUUUGAGCCAGUUUUCUGUUAUAAAUACAUUUGACUAAAAUGUAUAUUUUAUCACAUAAAAAUUGAAUUUAAUUUCCAUUUUUGUUACUCCUAGUAUACUGCCCCAUAAAUAAAUAUAUAUAUUUCUUCUAGUCCAGUGAAGUUACAAAUUUUUUAUAACUGCUUUAAAUGUAAAUAAAUCUAAUUUGCGACCAUAGAAAAAGAAUGAAAAUAAUAUGGGAUAUUUUAACCUUAAAAGAAUAUCUUAUUGUGUCGUGGAAACUUUUUAUUUAAACUAUUUUUAACUUUGGUUUUGAAUGAUUUUUUUUUUAAGCAAAAAAUUCUUACUUGAAUUAUUUUCAAGCUCUGGAAAUUUUUACGGUUUGAUCAUCGUAUUUUAGCAGAAUUUUGGUUUCAUAGGUUUGUAUUGGUUUUAUAGAGGAUUUCUAUUUCCUAAGACUUUAAAGAGUGAUAAGUAUUUGGUUUCGACUUUUUUACAAAGUAAUAGGUACUAUUUUGUCAUCUCUUCAUACCGGUGUAGGUACCACCUAUUGUAAAUUUCUAUUGAUUAUUGCAAUUAUUCAAGAAAUUAUUGAUCUAAAAUUUAAGUUAAAAAAAUUAAAAAAAAUUUCCAACACGAAUGUUAAGAAGUAGUUAUAUUAUUCAAAAAUAUCGAAGAUUUUGCUGAUAAACUACUCUUAUCAUAAUGAUUAAACAUAUAAUAUGAACGCUAAUUUACCAUAAAAAAUACGUAGGUUGCUAUAUAAAUUUAAAGUAUCAUCAAUAUAAUGUGAUGGUUUUAUGAAAAUGUGUCAAAGCAAAAAAAUUAUGAAUUCACACAAAUAUGAAAUAAUGUCAAGCACAUUUAUCACAAAUAUGUGUUUUGUUGCAAAAAGAAAAGAAAAAAUUUUAUUUUUUAAGAGAAUAGUUCAAUAUCCCAAGUGACAAAAUUUUCUAAUUCUUAGAGCUUUUUAAAAUCGAAACUUAUAUUGCUUAAAAUUAGAAUAAUCAAAAUAUAUAGAAUGGAUAUAAUUUGUAAACCUUUUCAUGUACUUGGUUUCUAGUUAAUGUUUGAAUUAAUUGGGGGAAAAGUUAGUUGCUCUGAUAAAGACAUUUUUUAUUUGUAAAAAUUUGAGCUUAGCCAUACAGUAAAAGUAAGCAUUUUAAAUUCCUAAGAAUAAAAAAGGAAAAUAUUUAUUUUUAUCAUUUAUCCCUUUCAAAUGUCACUUAAUAUCAAAAAAUCCUUUGUUCCUGAACUAAUAAACUAACUUUUCUUGUAUUUUUCUUCGCAAGUACCUGAACAUUCUAUACUUAUUUCUUUAGCUCUAAAGCGUUGAAAACAUAUGGCUUAAUUUUUUUAUAUCCAAACCUGCAAUUUACUUCAGCUUAGCAGAAUGUAUUGAAACAACCAAAAAAACUUUGCUUUCAGUAUAAAUUCAUUUUUUUAAGAAGGGAAUAGUUGUUUGCCUGAUUCUUGGGACUGACUUAAAUAGAGCAUUUCAUUUUCUGUUUAGUAUGGCUAUUUACUAUUCUCAUACUACUAUGAAAGCUGUACGCUUCAUUUGAGUGAAAUUUAACCAAAUGAUAAACGGGCCAACAUGUGACAGUUGCUAGGAACUUCUGUACUAAUAAAUUUAUAUGGUAACCUACAUAUUUUUUGUUUAUUUUUAUGUAUAUAUAUUUUUAUCUUUGAAAUUAUUUUUUAAAAAAAAGUAAAUAUGCUUUUAUUCUAAGAAAUGUAUGUUAUGUCUAUCCUUUAUCAAAAUUUCCUUAUUUAAAAAAAACAUAAUUUGAUAUUAAAAUGUUUGUGUCUAAGUUUUGUAAAAUGGUAUUUUAGAAAAAUCUUAUUAAAAUAUAAUUUUAAGAAUUAUAUUUUUAGCUAGUAUAUCUUGUUAUUAAUAUUUAUUUUUUUAAUUUGAAUACAGAUAGCUUAUUUAAUUUUAAAAUAUGAUGAAUGAAUGAUUGAUUUUUUUUAACAUAUAUGGAUUCUGUCAGAUUAUUCUAUAUUUUUAUUACCAUGACAUUUUAAAUUGCUAUUUCAGUAUUAUAAUUAUUUUAAUUGCAUAAGAAAAAAUUAAUAUUUAAGCUUGAACUGUGGGAAUUUUUUAAGGUUGAAUACUCCCCAUUCCAGCAAUAAUGAUUAAUAGACCCAGUUUUAUGGAAGAUUUGUUAUAUGUAUUUUACAUUGUAAAGCCAUUUAAUGUACACACUGCUGUGUAAACUGCUUUGUGUGUUAAGUAGUUAAUAUGUUUUAAAUUGAAAAUAAAAAUAAUUCUGUUAAA